Molecule: messenger RNA, 1839 nt
Organism: Brachypodium distachyon (stiff brome)
Lineage: Eukaryota; Viridiplantae; Streptophyta; Magnoliopsida; Poales; Poaceae
Product: guanosine nucleotide diphosphate dissociation inhibitor 1
Exons: 13
Coding region: 179-1513 (444 amino acids)
Biological process (GO): vesicle-mediated transport; small GTPase-mediated signal transduction; protein transport
Cellular component (GO): cytoplasm
Molecular function (GO): Rab GDP-dissociation inhibitor activity
Source: RefSeq, a predicted model, not a curated record
AAAUAAUCCCCUGUCCGAGGACGUGCACGCGAAAGCGACGGUCCGUGUUCUCUGCCAGCGCAUCCAACUUCUUCCGGAUCCCCAAACGCUGCUUUUGUCAACUCCACUUCUCUCCACCGCCGCCGCAUCACCUCCUCCGUGCUGCCGUCCUUAGCUCUGCCGUCCAGAGGCUGCCGCCAUGGAUGAGGAGUACGAUGUGAUCGUGCUGGGCACAGGGCUGAAGGAGUGCAUCCUCAGCGGCCUCCUCUCCGUCGACGGCCUCAAGGUGUUACAUAUGGAUAGAAAUGACUACUACGGCGGUGAUUCCACUUCGCUCAACCUUAACCAGCUCUGGAAGAGGUUUAGAGGGGAAGAUAAGCCCCCGGCACAUCUAGGCGCAAGCAGAGAUUACAAUGUAGACAUGGUUCCAAAGUUUAUGAUGGCAAAUGGGACACUGGUUCGAACCCUCAUUCACACUGAUGUAACCAAGUAUUUAUCAUUCAAAGCUGUUGAUGGGAGCUUCGUCUUCAGCAAAGGGAAGAUUUACAAGGUUCCUGCGACUGACAUGGAGGCUCUGAAGUCUCCUUUGAUGGGCCUUUUGGAGAAACGCAGAGCAAGGAAUUUCUUCAUUUAUGUCCAAGAUUACAAUGAAGCUGAUCCAAAAACACAUAAGGGAUUGGACCUUACGGUGCUGACAACUAAAGAAUUGAUAACAAAACAUGGUUUAAGUGAUGAUACAGUGGAUUUCAUCGGCCAUGCGCUUGCUCUACAUAGGGACGAUCGUCACCUCAAUGAACCAGCACUUGAUACUGUGAAAAGGAUGAAAUUAUAUUCUGAGUCUCUUGCCCGUUUUCAAGGGUUAUCGCCAUACAUUUAUCCACUAUAUGGGCUGGGUGAGCUGCCACAGGCUUUUGCACGUCUAAGUGCUGUUUAUGGUGGUACUUACAUGUUAAAUAAGCCUGAGUGCAAGGUUGAGUUCGAUAUGGAAGGAAAAGUGUGUGGUGUUACAUCAGAAGGUGAAACUGCAAAAUGCAAAAAAGUUGUCUGUGAUCCUUCAUACUUGACCAACAAGGUCAGGAAGAUCGGCAAAGUUGCACGCGCAAUUGCUAUUAUGAGCCAUCCAAUCCCAAAUACAGAUGCCCACUCAGUCCAGAUUAUUUUGCCACAGAAACAACUUGGACGCAAGUCAGAUAUGUACAUCUUCUGUUGCUCAUACACUCACAACGUCGCACCAAAAGGGAAGUUCAUUGCAUUUGUUUCUACAGAAGCAGAGAGUGAUGAUAUACGGUCCGAGUUGAUGCCUGGAGUUGAUCUACUUGGUCCAAUAGACGAGCUAUUUUUUGAUAUGUAUGACAGAUAUGAACCAGUGAACGAACCAUCUCUUGAUAAUUGCUUCAUCUCUACGAGCUACGAUGCUACCACACAUUUUGAGACAACUGUGACAGACGUUCUUAACAUGUACACGAUGAUCACCGGAAAGACUGUUGAUCUUAGCGUCGACUUGAGUGCUGCUAGUGCUGCUGAAGAAUACUAGAUUGUAUAUAUCAGGUCACUUCACUUGUCGAGAAACACUCUUCCUUGGGGCACACCGCAGGACAAACCAUAAAAAAUGGUCUAUAUUUGGUGCAGCAGUAUGAAAAAAAAUGUCUGAUUCAAGAUGAUUGGACUAUUGUGAUUUACUAGUUCAGUAAUCAGACGAAUGGUGCAAAAAGUGGGCAUGGUCGCCAUGAACUUCAUGGUUCUAUGUAUGUGCAUAUCACAACUUUACUUUUACACCAGUUCCUGUAAUCAGCCAAAAGAUGCAAGAGUGGGCAGGGUCGCCAUGAACUUCCUGAUUCUAUUUAUUUAUAAUUUUGCCGA